AUGGGGGACAUUACGAAGCUCGAGAGAUCUCAGGGUUUGGGUGAUUCAAUGGAUGAUUUGAAGACUUCAGGACUGCUGGACGGUGUUGUUGGCGUUGAAACCGAUGUUGAAACUAAUGAUGCUGAUGAUCUUGAUCUUUUUGGUUUCGUCAAUAACACUGUAAUAAACGACUUGUUUGAUAUAUUCGAUAAAAUUUAUUCAUCAGAUCAUUUAUUAGUAUUGGAUAAAGCAUUGUCACCAUUGAUUAAUUAUCUUGUGCCGUUCAAAACAUUCAAACAAAGAGGGAAAUUUGAUAAAGUCAUAUGGCUUGGUGAAGACAUAAUUGAACACCAUCAAAAUAUUAUCAUAAUUGCAGAUAAUAAUACCAAAUUUAAUAUUCCUGAUCAUUCACGGGUCACUGUGAUUGUUAAAAACCUAUCAAAGAGUAAGUUAUAUGAAAUUAAUCAAGCAACUCCAGCAUUAAACCUAGAUCUCAAUGAUAUCAUAAACAAUGAUUUAAAGUUCGUUAGAGGUAGAAAUAUCAAGAUAUAUAAUUGGCAGGUCAAUGGAAUAACCAUCAAUGGGAUUUUAUCAUUACAAGAUAAUAAAUGUAUGAAGAACUAUUUCAACGAACCUGUUAAACAAAUAAAUGAAUUGAAUGAUGGAUUAGUCAACUUAAUUGAUAAAGAAGGUAUUAAAAUCAAUAAUAUUUAUUCCAUAGGUAAUAAUAGUGAAAAAUUGAUUGAUAAUUUCAAUGUCAAGAAGAAUCAAUAUUUGAAUUAUCGUAUGAACAAUUUACAACAAGAAUUUUAUUUGAAUAAGAUGAAACCUACUCAUAAUUUGAUCGUAGUUGAAAGGAAUAUAGAUUAUGUGCCAUUAGUGAUGAACCAGAUUAAUUAUGUGGGAUUAAUAGACGAUUUGAUUGAUAUCAAGAUAAAUUUGAUCAAAUUAAAUGAUGAAGAAACCAUUAAAGUUGAUGAUGAAUUAUUUGAAAAUUUAAAAUUCUUAAAUUUUUCAUUAAUAGGACUUAAGUUGAAUAAAUUAGCUAGGUUAAUCAAAAAUCAAUAUAAUUCCAAUCCUAAUGAUUUAGAUUUAAUUAAGAUCAAAGGUUUAAUAAAGAACUUAUCAAAUUUGAAUAAACAACAAGAUUUAAUCAAGAAACAUACAAAUAUUUCCGAACAUUUACUUAACAAAAUUAAAUUCAAUGGUGAUAAUAAGUUUGAUGAAUUUGAAAUCUUCUUGAAUUUUGAAAAUGAAAUAUUUACCAUGACUUAUAAAGCACAGAUCAAUAAAUUGAAUGAUUUCUUAUUGAUGAAUUUAAAUGAAAAGAUCAUCAUCAAUUGUAUAAUUCUUAUAUCUAUAGUCAAUAGUGGAUGGAAAUUUAAAGAUUUCGAUGGGUUGAAGAAUUCAUUGAUGGGUAAUUUUGGGAUUGAAAUAUUGAAUAAACUUGAUAAUCUUUUAAAAUUCAAAUUAAUUAAAUUUCAAGAUAUGGAAAAUGAUUUCACCGAUAAUACCAACUUAGACAUUCAUAACAGUACUUAUACUUUACUCAAUAAGUUCUGGUCAUUGCAUCCAGAGGAACCUGAAGAAUUUGAGGAAGAAAUUAAUGAUUUAAAUGAUUAUAAAUCUCCUAACUUCACCUUACCUUCAAACACCAUACCAUUAAUGAUCAGAAUAAUUGAAUCAUUAUUUACUAGAGAAUUCUUAACUUAUAAACCAUUGAAUAAAAUAACCAAACAGCCAAGUUGGGAGAAUUUAUCAUUAAAUAAAAUGUUUAAAACUCCCAUCAUAGAGAAUAAAACCAAUGAUUAUGUGGAUAAAUCUAUAAUAAUGUUUUUGGGAGGAAUAACCUAUAGUGAAAUAUCAUGUAUUAAUUAUUUAAAUAGUAAAUUAAAAUCCAAAGGACAUAAAUUAUUCAUAAUUUCCAAUGGGAUUAUUAAAAAUUCCAAUUUACAACAAUUUUUAAAUGAAUAG
Messenger RNA from Yamadazyma jaroonii, 1953 nucleotides. Lineage: Eukaryota; Fungi; Ascomycota; Pichiomycetes; Serinales; Debaryomycetaceae. The record is from the annotation of a GenBank genome assembly.